Pristis pectinata (smalltooth sawfish) is the source of this 12415-nucleotide messenger RNA. Its product is annotated as pneumococcal serine-rich repeat protein-like. The transcript has 14 exons. NCBI's taxonomy places the organism in Eukaryota, Metazoa, Chordata, Chondrichthyes, Rhinopristiformes, Pristidae. Gene Ontology annotation, cellular component: SWI/SNF complex. Bases 158 to 9538 code for a protein of 3126 amino acids. The record is from RefSeq and is a predicted model, not a curated record. Gene Ontology annotation, biological process: positive regulation of DNA-templated transcription.
GCCACUCUAAAACAGAAGGAACAGCUAUCAGCCAGGGAGAUAAUCUGUUCCAGAGAUCUUUUCCGAGCAUAUUCUUCAGUCAAAGUUGGAAUUUCAGAAAGGAUUAAACAGUGAAAGAGUUUAUUUCAAAAAGAGAAUUUCACACAAAGGUUAAACCAUGGAGAUACUUCAUCCUUUCUUGUUGCUACUCCUUGUAGGCUCGAUUUCUGCACAAUCAUCAACUACGGAGAGUUCGACAACGGCAACAAAUGCAGCAACAAGCGAUACAACACCGGCAUCAACAACAACAGGCAGUACAACUCAGUCAUCAGCUACAACUGCACCAAGUACAUCGGCCAGUGCACAGUCGUCAACUACAGCUGCACCAGCUACAUCGGCCGUUUCACAGUCAACAACUACAGCUGCACCAAGUACAUCAGCCAGUACACAGUCAACUAUAGCUGCAUCAAGUACAGCAGCAAAUCCACAGUCGUCAACUACAGCUGCACCAAGCACAUCAGCCAAUACACAGUCGUCAACUACAACUGCACCAAGUACAUCGACCAAUAUUCAGUCGUCAACUACAGCUGCACCAAGUACAUCGGCCAGUGCACAGUCGUCAACCACAGCUGCACCAAGUACAUCGGCCAGUACACAGUCGUCAGCUACAGCUGCACAAAGUGCAUCGGCAAAUGCACAAUCGUCAACUACAGCUGAACCAAGUGCAUCAGCCAGUGAACAGUCAUCAACAACAGCUUCACCAAGUACAUCAGCCAAUACACAGUCGUCAACUACAGCUGCACCAAGUACAUUAGCCAAUACACAGUCAUCAACUACAGCUGCACCAAUUACAUCGGCCAGUGCACAGCCGUCAACUACAGCUUCGCCAAGUACAUCAGCCAAUACACAGUCAUCAACUACAGCCGCACCAAGUACAUUAGCCAAUACACAGUCAUCAACUACAGCUGCACCAAUUACAUCGGGCAGUACACAGUCGUCAACUACAGCUACACCUGGUACAUCGGCCAGUGCACAGUCGUCAACUACAGCUGCACAAAGUACAUCGGCCAGCACACAGUCAUCAACUACAGGCGUACCAAGUACAUCGGCCAGUACACAAUCGUCAACUACAGCUGCUGCAGGUACAUCUGCCAGUGCACAGUCAUCAACUACAGCCGCAACAAGUACAUCGGCCAAUACACAGUCAUCAACUACAGCCGCACCAAGUACAUCGGCCAGUACACAGUCGUCAACUACAGCCACACCAAGUACAUCGGCCAGUGCACAAUCGUCAACUACAGCUUCACCAGCUACAUCAGCCAGUACACAGUCAUCAACUACAGGCACAACAAGUACAUCGGCCAAUACACAGUCAUCAACUACAGCCGCACCAAGUACAUCGGCCAGUACACAGUCGUCAACUACAGCCACACCAAGUACAUCGGCCAGUGCACAAUCGUCAACUACAGCUUCACCAGCUACAUCAGCCAGUACACAGUCAUCAACUACAGGCGCACCAAGUACAUCGGCCAAUACACAGUCAUCAACUACAGCCGCACCAGGUACAUCGGCCAGUGCACAGUCAUCAACUACAGCCGCACCAAGUACAUCGGCCAGUACACAGUCGUCAACUACAGCCACACCAAGUACGUCGGCCAGUGCACAGUCAUCAACUACAGCUGCAGUAGCUACAUCGGCCAGUGCACAAUCGUCAACUACAGCUUCACCAGCUACAUCAGCCAGUACACAGUCAUCAACUACAGGCGCAACAAGUACAUCGGCCAAUACACAGUCAUCAGCUACAGCUGCACCAAGUACAUCGGCCAGUACACAGUCGUCAACUACAGCCGCACAAAGUACAUCAGCCAAUACACAGUCACCAACUACAGCCACAACAGGUACAUCGGCCAGUGCACAGUCAUCAACUACAGCUGCUCCAAGUACAUCGGCCAGUGCACAGUCAUCAACUACAGCCGCACCAAGUACAUCGGCCAGUACACAGUCGUCAACUACAGCCACACCAAGUACAUCGGCCAGUGCACAAUCGUCAACUACAGCUUCACCAGCUACAUCAGCCAGUACACAGUCAUCAACUACAGGCACAACAAGUACAUCGGCCAAUACACAGUCAUCAACUACAGCCGCACCAAGUACAUCGGCCAGUACACAGUCGUCAACUACAGCCACACCAAGUACAUCGGCCAGUGCACAAUCGUCAACUACAGCUUCACCAGCUACAUCAGCCAGUACACAGUCAUCAACUACAGGCGCACAAAGUACAUCGGCCAAUACACAGUCAUCAACUACAGCCGCACCAGGUACAUCGGCCAGUGCACAGUCAUCAACUACAGCCGCACCAAGUACAUCGGCCAGUACACAGUCAUCAACUACAGCUGCACCAGGUACAUCGGCCAGUGCACAGUCGUCAACUACAGCCGCACCAAGUACAUCGGCCAGUACACAGUCGUCAACUACAGCCACAUCAAGUAUGUCGGCCAGUGCACAGUCAUCAACUACAGCUGCAGUAGCUACAUCGGCCAGUGCACAGUCGUCAACUACAGGUGCACCAGCGACAUCAGCCAGUACACAGUCAUCAACUACAGCCGUACCAAGUACAUCAGCCAAUACACAGUCAUCAACUACAGCUGCACCAAGUACAUCGGCCAGUGCACAGUCGUCAACUACAGCUUCACCAGCUACAUCAGCCAGUACACCGUCAUCAACUACAGCUGCACCAGCUACAUCGGCCAGUGAACAGUCAUCAACUUCAGCUGUACCAAGUACAUCAGCCAAUACACAGUUGUCAACUACAGCUGCACCAGCUACAUCAGCCAGUAUACAGUCAUCAACUACAGGUGCACCAGCGACAUCAGCCAGUACACAGUCAUCAACUACAGCUGCACCAAGUACAUCGGCCAGUACACAGUCGUCAACUACAGCUUCACCAGCUACAUCAGCCAGUGCACAGUCAUCAACUACAGCCGUACCAAGUACAUCAGCCAAUACACAGUCAUCAACUACAGCUGCACCAAGUACAUUGGCCAGUAUACAGUUGUCAACUACAGCUGCACCAGCUACAUCAGCCAGUACACAGUCAUCAACUACAGCUUCACCAGCGACAUCGGCCAGUACACAGUCAUCAACUACAGCUGCACCAAGUACAUCUGCCAGUGUACAGUCAUCAGCUACAGCUGCUCCAAGUACAUCGGCCAGUGCACAGUCAUCAACUACAGCUGCUGCAGGUACAUCUGCCAGUGCACAGUCAUCAAAUACAGCCGUACUAAGUACAUUGGCCAGUACACAGUCGUCAACUACGGCUGCACCUGGUACAUCGGCCAGUGCACAAUCGUCAACUACAGCUUCACCAGCUACAUCAGCCAGUGCACAGUCAUCAACUACAGCCGUACCAAGUACAUCAGCCAAUACACAGUCAUCAACUGCAGGCGCACCAAGUACAUCGGCCAAUACACAGUCAUCAACUACAGCCACACCAAGUACGUCGGCCAGUGCACAGACAUCAACUACAGCUGCAGCAGCUACAUCGGCCAGUACACAGUCAUCAACUACAGCUGCACCAAGUACAUCGGCCAGUAUACAGUCAUCAACUACAGCUGCUCCAAGUACAUCGGCAAGUGCACAGUCAUCAACUACAGCCGCUGCAGGUACAUCAGCCAGUGCACAGUCAUCAACUACAGCCGCACCAAGUACAUCGGACAGUACACAGUCGUCAACUACAGCUUCACCAGCUACAUCAGCCAGUGCACAGUCGUCAACUACAGCUGAACCAAGUACAUCGGCCAGCGCACAGUCGUCAACUAGAGCUGCAGCAGCUACAUCAGCCAGUACACAGUCAUCAACGACAGCUUCACCUGCUACAUCGGCCAGUGCACAGUCAUCAACUACAGCCGUACCAAAUACAUCAGCCAAUACACAGUUAUCAACUACAGCUGCACCAAGUACAUCAGCCAGUGCACAGUCCUCAAGUACAGCUGCACCAGCUACAUCAGCCAGUACACAGUCAUCAACUACAGCUGCACCAGCUACAUCAGCCGUUCCAGAGUCAUCAACUACAGCCGCACCAAGUAUAUCGGCCAAUACACAGUCAUCAUCUACAGCCGCACCAGCUCCAUCGACCAGUGCAGAGUCAUCAACUACAUCUGCACCAAGUAGAUCGGCCAGUACACAGUCGUCAACUACAGCUGCACCAGCUACAUCGGCCAGUACACAGUCGUCAACUACAGCUGCACCAAGGUCAUCGGCCAGUACACAGUCAUCAACUACAGCUGCACCAGCUACAUCGGCCAUUUCACAGUCGUCAACUACCGCUGCAGAAAGUACAUCGGCCAGUACACAGUCGUCAACUACAGCUGCACCAAGUACACCGGCCAGUGCACAGUUGAUAACUACAGCUGCACCAAGUACAUUGGCCAAUACACAGUCAUCAACUGAAGCUGCACCAAGUACAUUGGCCAGUGUACAGUCAUCAACUACAGCUGCACCAAGUACAUCGGCCAAUACACAGUCGUCAACUGCAGCUGCAGUAAGUACAUCGGCCAAUACAAAGUCAUCAACUGAAGCUGCACCAAGUACAUCAGCGAAUACACAGUCAUCAACUACGGCCGCAACAAGUACAUUGGCUAAUACACAGUCGUCAACUACAGCCGCACCAAGUACUUCGGCCAGUGAACAGUCAUCAACUACAGCUGCACCAGCUACAUCGGCCAGUGCACAGCUAUCAACUACAGCUGCACUAAGUACAUCGGCCAAUACACAGUCAUCAACUGAAGCUGCACCGAGUACAUCAGCCAAUACACAGUCAUCAACUACAGCUGCACCAAGUACAUCGGCCAGUACACAGUCGUCAACUACAGCCGCAACAAGUACAUCGGCCAAUACACAGUCGUCAACUACAGCCGCACCAAGUACUUCGGCCAGUGAACAGUCAUCAACUACAGCUGCACCAGCUACAUCGGCCAGUACACAGUCAUCAACUACAGCUGCACCAAGUACAUCGGCCAGUGCACAGUCGUCAACUACGGCCGCAACAAGUACAUCAGCUAAUACACAGUCGUCAACUACAGCCGCACCAAAUACUUCGGCCAGUGAACAGUCAUCAACUACAGCUGAACCAGCUACAUCGGCCAGUGCACAGUUAUCAACUACAGCUGCACUAAGUACAUCGGCCAAUACACAGUCAUCAACUGAAGCUGCACCAAGUACAUCAGCCAAUACACAGUCAUCAACUACAGCUGCACCGAGUACAUCGGCCAGUACACAGUCGUCAACUACAGCUGCACCGAGUACAUCGGCCAGUACACAGACGUCAACUACAGCCGCACCAAGUACUUCGGCCAGUGAACAGUCAUCAACUGCAGCUGCACCAGCUACAUCGGCCAGUGCACAGUUAUCAACUACAGCUGCACUAAGUACAUCGGCCAAUACACAGUCAUCAACUGAAGCUGCACCAAGUACAUCAGCCAAUACACAGUCAUCAACUACAGCUGCACCGAGUACAUCGGCCAGUACACAGUCGUCAACUACAGCCGCAACAAGUACAUCGGCCAAUACACAGUCGUCAACUACAGCUGCACCAAGUACUUCGGCCAGUGAACAGUCAUCAACUGCAGCUGCACCAGCUACAUCGGCCAGUACACAGUCAUCAACUACAGCUGCACCAAGUACAUCGGCCAGUGCACAGUUAUCAACUACAGCUGCACCAGCUACAUCGGCCAAUACAAAGUCAUCAACUGAAGCUGCACCAAGUACAUCAGCGAAUACACAGUCAUCAACUACAGCUGCACCGAGUACAUCAGCCAGUACACAGUCAUCAACUACGGCCGCAACAGGUACAUUGGCUAAUACACAGUCGUCAACUACAGCCGCACCAAGUACUUCGGCCAGUGAACAGUCAUCAACUACAGCUACACCAGCUACAUCGGCCAGUGCACAGCUAUCAACUACAGCUGCACUAAGUACAUCGGCCAAUACACAGUCAUCAACUGAAGCUGCACCAAGUACAUCAGCCAAUACACAGUCAUCAACUACAGCUGCACCGAGUACAUCGGCCAGUACACAGUCGUCAACUACAGCUGCACCGAGUACAUCGGCCAGUACACAGACGUCAACUACAGCCGCACCAAGUACUUCGGCCAGUGAACAGUCAUCAACUGCAGCUGCACCAGCUACAUCGGCCAGUGCACAGUUAUCAACUACAGCUGCACUAAGUACAUCGGCCAAUACACAGUCAUCAACUGAAGCUGCACCAAGUACAUCAGCCAAUACACAGUCAUCAACUACAGCUGCACCGAGUACAUCGGCCAGUACACAGUCGUCAACUACAGCCGCAACAAGUACAUCGGCCAAUACACAGUCGUCAACUACAGCCGCACCAAGUACUUCGGCCAGUGAACAGUCAUCAACUACAGCUGCACCAGCUACAUCGGCCAGUACACAGUCAUCAACUACAGCUGCACCAAGUACAUCGGCUAGUGCACAGUCGUCAACUACGGCUGCAACAAGUACAUUGGCUAAUACACAGUCGUCAACUACAGCCGCACCAAGUACUUCGGCCAGUGAACAGUCAUCAACUGCAGCUGCACCAGCUACAUUGGCCAGUGCACAGUUAUCAACUACAGCUGCACUAAGUACAUCGGCCAAUACACAGUCAUCAACUGAAGCUGCACCAAGUACAUCAGCCAAUACACAGUCAUCAACUACAGCUGCACCGAGUACAUCGGCCAGUACACAGUCAUCAACUACAGCCGCAACAAGUACAUCGGCCAAUACACAGUCGUCAACUACAGCCGCACCAAGUACUUCGGCCAGUGAACAGUCAUCAACUGCAGCUGCACCAGCUACAUCGGCCAGUACACAGUCAUCAACUACAGCUGCACCAAGUACAUCGGCCAGUGCACAGUCGUCAACUACGGCCGCAACAAGUACAUUGGCUAAUACACAGUCGUCAACUACAGCCGCACCAAGUACUUCGGCCAGUGAACAGUCAUCAACUACAGCUGCACCAGCUACAUCGGCCAGUGCACAGUCAUCAACUACAGCUGCACCAAGUACAUCGGCCAAUACACAGUCAUCAACUGAAGCUGCACCAAGUACAUCAGCCAAUACACAGUCAUCAACUACAGCUGCACCAAGUACAUCGGCCAAUGCACAGUCGUCAACUACGGCCGCAACAAGUACAUCGGCUAAUACACAGUCGUCAACUACGGCCGCAACAAGUACAUCGGCUAAUACACAGUCAUCAACUACAGCUGCACCAGCUACAUCAGCCAGUGCACAGUUAUCAACUACAGCUGCACUAAGUACAUCGGCCAAUACACAGUCAUCAACUGAAGCUGCACCAAGUACAUCAGCCAAUACACAGUCAUCAACUACAGCUGCACCGAGUACAUCGGCCAGUACACAGUCGUCAACUACAGCUGCAACAAGUACUUCGGCCAGUGAACAGUCAUCAACUGCAGCUGCACCAGCUACAUCGGCCAGUACACAGUCAUCAACUACAGCUGCACCAAGUACAUCGGCCAGUGCACAGUCGUCAACUACGGCCGCAACAAGUACAUCGGCUAAUACACAGUCGUCAACUACAGCCGCACCAAGUACUUCGGCCAGUGAACAGUCAUCAACUACAGCUGCACCAGCUACAUCGGCCAGUGCACAGUUAUCAACUACAGCUGCACUAAGUACAUCGGCCAAUACACAGUCAUCAACUGAAGCUGCACCAAGUACAUCAGCCAAUACACAGUCAUCAACUACAGCUGCACCGAGUACAUCGGCCAGUACACAGUCGUCAACUACAGCCGCAACAAGUACAUCGGCCAAUACACAGUCGUCAACUACUACCGCACCGAGUACUUCGGCCAGUGAACAGUCAUCAACUGCAGCUGCACCAGCUACAUCGGCCAGUACACAGUCCUCAACUACAGCCGCACCAAGUACAUCGGCCAGUGCACAGUCGUCAACUUCGGCUGCACCAGCUACAUCAGCCAGUGUACUGCUAUCAACUACAACAUCAGCCAGUACACAGUCGUCAACUACAGCCGCACCAAGUACAUCGGCCAGUGCACAGCUAUCAACUACAGCUGUAGCAAGUACAUCAGCCAGUACACAGGCAUCGACUACAGCUGCACCAAGUACAGCUGCCAGUACAACCCAGUCUUCAGCAGCCACUACACCAACAACAUCUAGCACUACAACACAAACAACAUCAUCCCCUUUCUCCGAUACUAUUGAUACCGACCUUGUUUUCAGUAUAAAUGAAACCUUCGAUGGAGAUUUAAAGAAUCCAAAUUCACGCAGGUUCCAAAACCUUGCCAAGAAGAUCCGAGAUGGGCUCGAUAAGGUUUACCGAAAUACGACAGGUUACAUUCGUUCAGAAGUCAAGGGAUUCAGCGAAGGAUCCAUUGUCGCAAACUGCAGCCUGAUUUUCAACAAUACUGGCACACCGCCAUCUAAUUCAGAGGUGGUAAAGAUACUUGCAAGCCAGUUGGCGAAUGGCACAGAUUUAGGGAACCUAACAAUUAUUCGCUCGACCAUCAAAUCUGGUAAUAACACACUGGACAAUUUGGAGCCAAUUUCUUUGAAUGUUUCCUUUGUAAUAGAAGAUAGAGCUUUCACCACCAGUCUCAACGACGCCAAUUCUGAUGAGUUUGUAAACCUCCGGAAUUCAGUAAUAGAUUGGCUUAAAAGAGUUUUGUCUUCUGAAUUUGGCUCAAACUCCACGUCCAAUUAUGCUGUCAGUUUCAGCAAUUCUACAGAAAUGGUGCAGGUGACUACAAAUGUCCAAAUCACCACCGACAAACCUGAAAAUCGACCACAGCUGCGAGAUUUAUUUAUUAGAAAUAUCACUACUUCAGGCUUUGACAUCAUCAUAUCCAGCGUAACAGUAAACGGUGUGACUCUUGUUUCCCAAAAUUUUUCAAUUCAACUUCGCUUUACAAAUGUCAAUUUUACAAAUGAUCUCAACAACAGAGGAAGCCCCAGGUUCAGAAACAUCAGCUCCAUCAUUACAAAAGCGGUGAACAAUAUCUUUAGCAGCAAUCGCAACUACUUGGAUGUCGUAAUUGAGAGAUUUGUGAACGGAUCCAUUCUAUGUGAUGCCCAAGUCAAUUUUCAACCAAGUACAACUACGCGAGCUAAUGUAAUCCAACAACUGGCCAAUAACACUGCAGAAUUCAACAGUGCGGGUCUAACUCUGGAUACAGACCGCCUUACCAACACAACUUCUACAUCAACUACAACCAGCACAACUACGACCACGGCAACUACAACCAGCACAACUACGACCACGGCAACUACAACCACAGCAACUACAACCACGGCCAGUACAACAGUUAAUCAGCCAGCUCCAGGAAGACCCUUCCCAGGUUAUGCUGUUGCAAUCAUUGUCAUGUGCGGCUUGGCUCUCCUUGCACUCCCCUUCCUUGUUGUUCUGUUCGUUAAGACAGGUUUUUGUUCCAAAGUAGCAAAUGCCCUCCGGUUGGAAUCACCUGAUAAUUUGGAUUUGAGACUUCCAAUGUUUGGGGGUCAAUCGUACAACAUCAACUGACAAGCAGCAAGGAUAGCAGUGACCAGAGUUUUGGAUUCAGAGGGAUAAACUGACAUGGAUUAUGAAGAAUAUUGAUCACAGUAUUUAUCUAACAAAUUAUCCAAACUAAUGCACAUGCAACCAAAUGAACUGAAUCAUCACCAGGCUGAUUCUUUCACAUCAAGGCAGAUAUCAUUUAUAAAGUGGUAGUUACCUGGGCAAUCACUCAGUGCUCCCACCAUAAUUGAAGAUGUAUGCAUUGCCAUGCUAUACGGACAGGAGCUUAUCCAGAAUUUGCUCUUGAUGGGAGUUUUGUCUUAAAUUUAUACUCAUCUGUAAAGUUCUGUCUUUUAACUGGUAAUAUUCUGCCUUUGUAUUAAAAUUUGAAGUCAACCUAAGUCAGGUUUCUGCUGAAUUGAUGACAGACCUAUGGUGUGUGGAAGCUGAUCGGCUUGCAUGCAUCUCUAAUAUUAUACCAUAAACCAUUACAAAAGCAAACCUGCACUGAAUGAAUGUAGCUUUAUCUGAGUGCAAGACAAUGCACACUGGAGGUUGGCAAUUUAUUUACUGGAAGGCAGAAUGGUUGGGAUACCAUUGGGGCAACUGCAAUCAAGUUUGCAGCCAAACAGAGCAGCAAAUGUCAAGAUGAAAUGAGAAUGUAGGGAGUGUUGAGUUUGUGUACAUCAGUGACAAGAGGAAUUUCCUUACGUCCUAGACAUGCUGUGAUCUGCAGGAAUCUUCCUAGCAGUAAAUCUAUUGUACAUUAUUUUUAUAGAAGCUUGCAACUUUGUCGCCCAGUGGUCGUUAGUUUUCAGGUAACACAGAACGUUGCCGAAGUGAAAGGGCUACUGAGAUCAUUAGCACAACCAAGUUCUCUCUGAUGCUUACAAACAGAUGAUAUUUGUACACAGCACUGGCAUGCAGGCUCAAUGUUAACCUCAUUGCAUUACACACCCUCAGUGUCACACAGUUGUUGCUUGUUCUUAUGAGCCUCAAUGAUGGAUAUCUCAGGAAAAAUGAAUGAAAGUAACAUCCGCAAAGACAAGAUUGUCAGUGUCAAGGGGUGAACUUAGCAAUUAGACACAGAUCAUCUCAAGUGCAUGCAUCCUUGCUCUCUCCUGCACUCUAUGUAGCUCUGAUGCUAAGUAUGUGUUAAUAAGAAAAUUUAUUACAUGUGACAUGGACUACAAGGACCUUUAUCUUAAUCCUCAAUCUGCCCCUCUGCACUGUUUCAACUUAUUAUGCACCGUGUGUUUAGGAGAAAGCAAUAUUUAUAAAAACACCAGGGUGCCUAUCCUACAACAACAUUGUGUGAGCCAGCUGCUAAAGAUGUCAGGGCUAGAACACAGGGAUGCAAUUAUUCAAUGCAUUCAUCCUUAAUGACCCUCUGCAGGAGACUUUAUCUAUUUAUAAAGUGAAGAGUUUGAAAACUUUGUAUUAUGUGUUCAUGUGACCGUAACGCCACAACUGAACUUCAAGGCUCAGGUAUUCUGAAUGAAUGUGCCAAUGAUACGAGGCACAUACACCACAAUCAAACGCAUUAACUUGUAACAUUUAAGGGAGAUUGUUCUCUGUGUGGCAAUGAAUAUUUAGUUCAUGUUAUAGAUUGUACUAACAUUGAAGGAUUUAACUUAUGCAUGUUUUAUUGCUUUGCAUCUUUCUACUAAGCUACACUAACUUCAUUGGCAUUCAGAAACAAGAAGGCUAAAUCUAAGGCGGGAUAUGGACAUAAGUUCUCAGUGGAAAUGUAUUGCAGAUUGACCUAGCUAUUGUUGAAACGUUGAUCUUAUUGAGACUUUGAAUCUCAUUGUUAAACCAAGAAGGAUUCCAGGUUGUGUUGAUUUGAAAUCGCUGUGUUUAGGGCUGUAGCUGAAAUUGUAUGUGUUACUGAGUAACUUGCAACCAUUAUAACAUAAACUAGUCACUUCUGGUUACAAUACUUAUACUAAUCCUUCACGUACAAAAGGAGUUUGAAGUUAGUUUUGUGACUGCAAGAUAUUUGAAGACUCCUUGAAAAAAAAUCUCAAAACCUGCACUUUACAAAAUAAAUCCUCCAGUAGUAACACAUGAUUCUCAGGAACAGAACCGGUUUAAGCUGGCUGAUGACAGAAGUGUGGCUGAAACUAUGUUUGCUGAGCAGGUUAGGUUCACUUGAGCACAAGUUUAACAGGUUUUAGUUCAAUCCCUGCCAGUAUCCUUGUCAAAACUAUUUUCCUAAGGACUUCAGACAGUAAGGUAGCAUUAGGUAAGGUGAAAUUCAACCUCUUCUUUACAAGGAAGCAAUGUGACUACAUUUUCACACUGAAUUCAUUGUGGCACUAAUUGUACCCUCCCCUCAGAGGGAAAUGUGAGUAUAAUGUAUUCGUCACAGCCUCAGAAUGCUUGAACAACAGUAGGGGCAGUUACCCUUGCACUGAUCUCUCACUCAUCUUUGCCACAAGUUACCUGAUCAUCGCUAUAUUGCUGUUUGUGGGAGCUUGCUGUGCACCAAUUGAUUGCCACAGCAACUGAUUUUCAGAAGUAUUUUAGGGGUUCUAAAGUGCUUUAAGACAUCCCGAAAGGGAAGUGAAAGGUACUAUGUAAAUGUAGUGCCAGUGUGACUCAUCACAGCUAUUGUUUCUAAGUAUAUGUCUAUUAUUCCCACACUAUCAUAAGUUAACUCACCUUCUUAGUGAUGCUAAAUUGAAUUAAAUCGAUUUUAAGGGAUUAUUUAUCUACUAUUCUUACUGUUAAGCACUAUAAAGAAUAAAUAUGUGCCAAGUUUUCUUUAUAAAAACACCCUCUAGUUCAAUGGAUUGAACAUGUUAAUUUGAAAUAAAACAUAAUGCAGAGAUAUAUUUUCUGACCUUUUUUAUUUUUUUGUUGUAAAUGUAUUGUACUACUGAAUAAAUGCUUCUU